Molecule: messenger RNA, 1971 nt
Organism: Gossypium raimondii (Peruvian cotton)
Lineage: Eukaryota; Viridiplantae; Streptophyta; Magnoliopsida; Malvales; Malvaceae
Product: sodium/hydrogen exchanger 6
Exons: 22
Coding region: 260-1807 (515 amino acids)
Biological process (GO): proton transmembrane transport; regulation of pH; sodium ion transport
Cellular component (GO): endosome; membrane
Molecular function (GO): sodium:proton antiporter activity
Source: RefSeq, a predicted model, not a curated record
CUACGAAACCUUGGCUGUGAUCUUCUUUGGUAACGUGAUCGGAGAUAAUUUGAAUUUAGAGCUUUAUGUUGUUAACUUAAAAUGAAAAUUGAAUAUAUGGAAUAGAGAAAAUCGCAACCGGUAACUAGAAGAAAAACGAAAAGGCAUUAUCGGAAAAUCGGCGUGAGCGACAACGUAGUAGGAGGUUGUAGGUGGUCAUUGAUUCACUGAUCCGCCGUGAGAGUCUUAUUUUUCUCUCUUUUAUUUUUAAAGCGAAAGCAUGGGAAUUUCACCGGCGGAAAGCGGAAGUCCCGAAAAGGAGCAGCAAGCCGCUGGAGUGGGGAUUCUCCUUCAAAUUAUGAUGCUCGUCCUUUCAUUCGUCCUCGGCCAUGUCCUUCGCCGUCACAAGUUCUACUAUCUCCCUGAGGCCAGCGCUUCUUUGCUUAUCGGUUUAAUUGUUGGUGGACUUGCUAACAUCUCCAACACUGAAACAAGCAUCAGGGCGUGGUUCAAUUUCCAUGAGGAAUUCUUCUUCCUAUUUCUCUUACCUCCAAUAAUCUUUCAAUCAGGUUUCAGCUUAUCAGCUAAACCCUUUUUCUCUAACUUUGGAGCCAUUGUCACAUUUGCUAUUUUAGGGACUUUUAUAGCUUCAGUUGUUACAGGAGUUUUAGUCUAUCUUGGUGGUCGCAUGUACAUCAUGUACGGACUUCCUUUUGUUGAAUGCCUAAUGUUUGGUGCUCUUAUAUCAGCAACCGACCCUGUUACUGUUCUUUCCAUAUUUCAGGAACUUGGCACUGAUACGAACCUUUAUGCUUUGGUGUUUGGAGAAUCUGUUUUAAAUGAUGCUAUGGCAAUAUCUUUGUACAGGACAAUGUCCAUUGUAAGAAAGCAUGCAUCAUCUGCGCAAAACUUCUUUAUGGUGAUUUUUAGGUUUCUCGAGACCUUUGUUGGCUCUAUGUCUGCAGGUGUUGGAGUUGGAUUUGUUUCUGCUCUACUCUUUAAGUAUGCUGGAUUAGAUGUUGACAAUCUUCAAAACUUGGAGUGCUGUCUUUUUGUUCUUUUUCCUUAUUUCUCGUACAUGCUUGCGGAAGGACUUGGCCUCUCUGGUAUCUUGUCAAUAUUGUUCACAGCAAUUGUGAUGAAGCACUACAGUUACUCAAAUUUGUCAGAAAAUUCUCAGCAAUUUGUAUCUGAUUUUUUUCACUUAAUCUCAUCACUGGCUGAGACUUUUACAUUUAUUUACAUGGGUUUUGAUAUUGCCAUGGAAAAGCACAGCUGGUCGCAUUUGGGGUUUAUCUUUUUCUCAAUUUUAUUUAUUGUAGUUGCCAGGGCAGCCAACGUCUUUUCUUGUGCAUAUCUGGUCAAUUUGGUUCGUCCUGUCCAUAGGCAAAUACCUUUAAAACACCAAAAAGCACUUUGGUACAGUGGACUUCGAGGAGCAAUGGCGUUUGCCCUUGCUCUGCAAUCUGUUCAUGAUCUUCCAGAAGGACGUGGUCAGAUUAUAUUCACUGCAACAACUGCCAUAGUUGUUUUGUCGGUUUUGUUAAUUGGAGGUUCAACAGGGACGAUGCUAGAAGCUCUGCAUGUUAUCGGAGAUAGCCAUGACGGUCACUUAGGUGAAAGCUUUGAUGUUAAUAAUGGCUAUGUUGCUCCAUCUUUUAAGAAAGAUGGAACAUCCGGAAACGGAAUAAAGAUGAAACUGAAAGAAUUCCACAAAAGAACAUCAUCAUUCACUGCAUUAGAUAGGAAUUACCUCACUCCAUUUUUCACUAGCCAGAAUGAAGAUGAUGAGGAAGAAGAAGAAGCUUUAUUAGAUGAGCGGAUUUAGGGGAGGGUUUCUUGGCCAAUAGAUAAGUGUCCUCAAAUGCUCUGCUACAAAGGAAACUAACUUCUGGUACAUAGAGAUGAAAUUUUCAAUGCAUUUUGGGUGUGGAGGAAACAUUGAGUUACUCAUAUUAUCAUUCCUUAUUAAUCUGCCAAGUUAUAUUAAAA